GAGGCCAUGCCAUCUGGUGCAGCACUCCAUGACUCUCCUUCUUGGUCAAAUAGCCCUUACACAGCCUGGAGGUGUGUUUGGGGUCAUUGUCCUGUUGAAAAAUAAAUGAUGGUCCAACUAAACGCAAAUAGGAUGGGAUGGGAUGAUAUGUCGCUUCAGGAUGCUGUGGCAGCCAUGCUGGUCCAGUGUUCCUUCAGUUUUGAAUAAAUCCCCAACAGUGUCAUCAGCAAAGCACCCCCACACCAUCACACCUCCUCCUCCAUGCUUCACGGUGUGAACCAUGCAUGCAGAGACCAUUCAUUUGUUGCAUAAAGACACGGCGGGUGGAACCAAAGAUCUCUAAUUUGGACUCAAAACACAGAUUUCCAUUGGCCUAAUGUUCAUUGUGUUUGUGUUGCUUAGCCAGUAGAAAUCUCUUCUGUUUGCUGUUUUACCGUAGUAGUGGUUUCUUAGCAGCUAUUUGACCAUUAAGGCAUGAUUCGUGCAGUGUCCUCUGAACAGUUGAUGGAGAGAUGUGUCUGCUGCAGCAACUCUGUGUGGCAUUUAUCUGGGCUCUAAUCUGAGGUACUGUUAAUUUGCAAUUUCUGAGGCUGAUGACUCGGAUGUAUUUAUCCUCAGCAGCAGAGGUGACUGCUGCGAUCCUCAUGUGAGCCAGUUUUAUCAUAGCGCUUGAUGGUUUUUGCGACUGCAACUGGGGAUACAUUCGAAGUUUUAGUGAUUUUCCAAACUGACUGACCUUCAAUUCAUAAAGUUAUGAUGGACUGUCUUUUCUCUAAUCAGCUGAUUGGUUCUUGCCAUAAUAUGAAUUCUAACAGUUGGCAAAUAAGGGCUGUCAGCUGUGUACCAACCUGACUUCUGCACAACACAACUGAUGGUCCCAACCCCAUUAGGAAGGCAAGAAAUUCCACAAAUGAACCCUGACAAGGCACACCUGUGAAGUGAAAACCAUUUCAGGUGACUACAUCAUGAAGCUCAAUGAGAGAAGGUGGUCAACAAAGCAAGUGGUGGCAACUUUGAGGAAUCUAAAAUAUAAAACAUAUUUAGAGUUUUUAGCAUUUUUCUUUUGCUACAUAAUUCCAUAUAUCUUGCUUCAUAUAUUUGAUGUCUUCAGUGUGUAUAUACAAUGUAGAAAGUAUUAAAAAAUAAAGAAAAAUGAGAAGGCGUGUCCAGAAUUUUGACUGGUAGUGUAGGUGCAGCGAUUCAUUGUAACUUGCAAACAUAUGUAGAAAUACAGUAUGUGAGGCAAAAAUACACUUCAUGUGAGCACCAUUAUUUUCAACACACCCCGAGGUUUUCUUGUAAUUUUUUUAAGUUGUAAAGUAGUCUUCAGGAAUAGUUAUUCAGGCUUCAUGAAGAGUAUUUAAAGCUCUUCUCUGAAUGCCCUUUCUUUUGUUUUCUGUCAAUAUGAUCCCACACUGUUUCGGUAAUGCUGAGGUCCAGGCGAUGCCAGUCCGCGACUGAUAGUCUUUCGUUGUAUGUUUUUACUGCAUAGGCAGCGUUAUCGGGAUCAUUGUCAUGCUGAAAAGUGAAGACGUUGAUUAAUCAGAUGUUUUCCAAAAUGAAGUGCAUGAUAGGACAUGACUUUAAGAUACUUUUCAAAAACUUCUUCCAAUUUCCUCAGGUUAUUUUAAGGAAACACAGCACACCAAGCUAUGAUUUUCAGAAAGCCCAGAAAAUUAUUACGCAACACCACUUUAAAAGUUUUUUGAGAAAGUCUCCCUCCUUGGAAGCGAAAUAUUAAAAAAUGAGUGGUGACUCGAGAUCUUUUUUUUUGCAAAUGACUCUAUUUGGGUUGUUAUUAUUAGUGGGUGUACGACAUGUGAAAGCAGGCCCUUCUAACGGUCCUUGAAUGACUCUUGGGGGCUCAGAUGACAAGCACACGUGGUUGGCAUACGUAAUUUGCAACACGCAUGCGUACAGGCUAACCCCGCCCCUUUCCUCUCAGUUCUUCAGCCGCGCAGCGCUUGGCAAGAAUGGCGGCUCUUUUGGAAUCGCUUCUAUCACAGAAAGUGGAUAUUAUUAAGGUGGUGGACUGGCUAAAGAGUGCAGGGGACGAGGACAAGCUGUCGAUUAGUGAACUCGGGCUGACAGUUCACAAAGAGGAGUUCGUCCCUUUUCUUUUAAAUUUUCUGAGAGAGCAGAGCAGUCAAGCACUCACCCAUGGCCCCGCCACCCCAGCUAAGACCCCCAGCCACCCUAGGCCUGCUGCACAGACCCAAGUUUUCUCGGAAAGGAGGGGCUGCAAAUCUGCCAGUGGUGGAAGUGGUACUCGGGGUGCGAGCCGCGUCCAGCUGUUUUCUCCUUCAUCUGUGUCACCUGGACCUGAAGGAUCUCACUGUCUGAGCGGGGUCACUGCCUUCAGCAGCCCCUCCUUUUCUACAACAUGGAGCCCUACUUCCAGGCCUUCAGGAUCUGAGCGGCGUGGUGGGCAGAGGAUCAUGCUUGGGGACUACAUGGUUUCUCCUCCUGACUUUCAGCACAGCCCUAGCUUCCAGUCCCAGAAAAGCCGAAAGAAGAGUGGUGGCAACAUGUCAUUGGGGGGGCGAGGACGUGGAGGGCAUUACAUUGAUGAGACUGGGGGGAGGAGAUCAGUAAGAGGAGGAGGGUAUGGUAGGAUAACUGAGCAGGUUUCACCUCCGUCUGUAGGUCAGCUCAAUUUCAACAACUUGGAGGAGUUCCCUCCUGUUGGCUCCUCACCCAUUUCUCCUGCGGCAUCUAAGCCAACUAGAAGAAUAAACCCGACACCAGUAAGUGCAGAGCGGCCACACUCUAAACCAAAGACCUGCUUCACUUCCACCCCGUUCAGUAAACCAUCUAGCCCCCUGUCAGGAGUAGAGCCACUCGAGGGGUCGAUGACAGGGGGCAAUUCUCUGAGUCUGCAGGAAGAAAGGGAAUUACUUAAAAGGGAAAAGACAAAGCGUGCCCAGCAGGUCAGCUCUCCUCAGCCGUCUUCUUUGGAACCAUGCACCCCUACCAAGACAGUGUUUAAAACAGGAUCUAAAGUUACACCAGAACAACAGACAACUUGUCCUGAACCAUCCAAAGUCACUUUCUCCUUGGAACUGGAUCUUUUGGUUGAGCUGUAUAGUACCUGCAUCUCUGAAAACCUUGUACCAAACAUUUUCCUGGAGCUCUUCUUUGUGAUGCAGUUACUAACGUCUCGGUCCCCUCACACUCAUGACGAUGAACAGGAAAGUUUGUGUGCAGCUCAUUCGCAUUCAGAUAUUCUCCAAAGAUGUUAUUUAAGACUAGUACACAAUUGUGUGUAUUUUGCAGUGAAGGUCCUGGAGAAUCAGUUUCAGUUGGUAGCUCAUUUGGACAAGUGCACAUUGCGACUGCUGGCAGAGAAUGAACGGGUGGCAUCUUUCUCUCCACAUCUCAGGGACUUACUCACUCAGGCCCAAGAUAAAAGCACGGCCAAGCUCUCUCCUUCAGUGUCCACUUUCAUCCACUCGGUCCCUUUCCAACCUGAUACUGACAACCGGUCCAACUUUAGCAGUGACAAGGCUUUCCACAUCUUCAAAAAACAGAGAGAUAUUUUUUAUGAGGUGCUGAGAGAGUGGGAGGACUUUCACAAGGAACCUGGGUGGAAUUUUGACACUGCACUUGGAAAUAGGAUCAGAGGAAUGAUGAGUCAGAUGACCUCUGCAGGAAAUCAUUCUCAUUUUGCGCGUCUGUUCCUGAAGCAGCUUAUUCAGAUGUGUAAAGGUCCCCGAGUGAACAGCACUUCUGGAGAUACUCCUGAUGCUGACUUGUUAGGCAUGUUGGGAGCUGAGGGUCUGGGGCGCCUGAAGCGUCUUGAAGAGCGCCUCAUUCAGCCUCACGGAGUUGUUGGCCCGUGCCCACCUCCAUCUUUUCCUGGUUACCAAGAGUUCUUCAGGGACUUCCUGCAGGCUGCUAGCUGCUGCCAGCUGAACCAGCACCUGCAGGAUAGCUUGUGCCAGCAGCUACUCCAGCUGGAUGAGGUGUCCAUCCUGAGCCCUCCUGCUUCCAUCUGUGAGCGGGACGAAGAGGAGGAGGAAGAUGGAGACAUGGAGCAGCAGGACGAGAAGCAGCGGUUCUCCUCUGUGUUGCUCCUAGCUCGUCUUCUGGCAAAGUUUCUGGGAUUCAUUUCCUUUCUGCCUUACCAAACAUCUGAGAAGCCGUCCAGAGAAAUACAGGAUACUGCUAUAGCCCUGCGCAGCAAGAGUGUUCCAGUGCUAGAUGUGUGUGCUGUGUUGAGAAACAGUAUGAGGAGAAGGCGCACCAUCCUCACUGUACCCUGGUUGGUGGAGUUCCUCUCAAUGCUAGACUUUACCGGCCCUCUGCUGCUUUGCUACAGGACCACAUUGGGCACACUGCUUCUCCUAUAUAGGAGACUGGUUCUUGGUCGAUGUGAAGAAAUGUGUUACCUAAAUAAGCUACUAAUGGUGUCAGUAUUAGGCUGGCUCUUUCAGAUCCCAGUGAUUCCAGAGGAUAUUUUCUUCACUAGUGAGUUUACUGAGGUUGCCAAGGUGGAAGAAAGCGACAUAAAUGUGGCAGGGCUUGACUGUAUUCCUCUGGUGGAUCAGCAGCUUCUUUACACUUGUUGUCCAUUUCUUGGUGAAUUUCGUAAGCUUUUGGCUGCCUUUGUGUCCGGAAGCACAGCCAAGAGCGGAGGAAUUAUCCGCAAGAUUACUCCCACGUCUGCUGAGCUCAAGGACACGCCAGCAGCUCACAGGUCACAGCAGAAACUGCAGGUGGACCUCGAGCAAGCCUUCUUUCACAACCAGCCUCCAUCGUUACGUCGCACUGUGGAAUUUGUAGCUGAGAGGGUUGGAUCCAAUGCAGUCAAACAUAUGAAGGCUACCUUAGUAAAUGAGUUGGUGGGACGAGGAGAAAAGAUGCUGAGAGACGGAUUGGGGUCGCCAAACUCAAAUCCCUCAAAACUGAAUGACUCCAUUUGUGCUCAAUUGUGCGAUGCGGGAUUGGAGGCUUUGGCAAGAGCCACCAGAUUUUGCUGUGAGAAGAGCCCUGAAGCCAUACGAAUAUUGCUCCCUCAUGAGACUUCGCCUACUGUACUUGCCACUUCGGAAAACAUCACCAAACGUCUUGCCACAGAAAAAGCCUGCAGCUGGCUUUCGGCUAACAUUACAGCACUCAUAAGACGGGAGUGGAAGAGCAGGUAUGACCGUGUGAUGAAGGCUCUUGGUAGUCCACCUGCUCCAGACUCUGUGGACAGAACUGUGGUUGAGCUGGUCCCUCAGGAAAAGUCACAAACUCCCAAGAGGAAACAAGGAAGUGAGAGUGAGAGAGUGAUGUCCUGUCCUCCCCACUGUGACCACAGUGCUUCACUGCCCUCUGACAUCCUCGUUGAAAUGAAGGAGGUGCUGAGCAUCGCUGUGGGCCCGAGGACGGAUGAGGAGCUGCCGACUGGCUCUCAGCUCCUAACGCUGCUGCAAAAAGUGGGAGAAACAUUAUCCUGCAGAAAGUUUUUGAAUGUACUGUCAGAGCAGAUGCUUCUGAACUGUAGUGUCCUACUGGCCUGCAAACUGGUGUCUGCAGAGCUCCCGGUGCUGCCUCUGUCAGAGUGCAGCGGACGUGGCGGGGAUGCUGUUGGUAAUGGUUCAGGGUCAGAGCCUCCUGUCACAGCGCUGCUGGAGCAGCUCGCUGAGCUGUGGGAGAAAGACAGCUGUUCCUCCGCCCCCCUCCACCUGCUCUUUACCCCACUUACAGUCACCGCUGUGCUGAAGGCCAGCGACACAGAGAGGAAAAACUACCGGUUUGUAAUUGGAAAACUGGUGGACAGAGGGUUAUUGAGUGAAGAAGAGGUCAAAUCCCAUUGGAAGAAGCUAACAGAACUGGCCUUACCUGUGGAGCAGAUAGCGAAUUUUCAGCUGAAGUUAAAGACCGUGAAACCCGUCUCACCUCUGGCUGAGUUACAAAGCCAUAUGGACAUUCUGCAGGUCUCACAUCAGACAGUAGAGGGAGCUACAUGACAGCAAUAGUACUAUCCAGUUUCCCCGCCACAACUUGUUUUCGCCACAGUGUUUAAUGUAACAUCUGCUUGUGUUGUUCAAGAGGUACACAGUUCUGAGUGACUUCUUUUUGCUGACCAGCUUUCUGCUUCACAGACCGUCAAAGAGAGUCAACAGUCAGCUUUUGCAAGCCUCAGGCUUAGGUUCUAUAGCUGCAAAGCGAGAGCUAAGGUGCCAAGUAGAACCAGACUACCCCGUCAGUCAGGGGUAGCAUCUAUGGACCACACAAUCUCAUCUUAGAUCCAAAGGAAUUUCCUGCAGGCAAACCUGGAUUGAUGCUUGUGUCUUUAGGCAAACAAUAAACAAAAGAUCGAGACGAAGCAUAGAUUGGAGUCACAGUAGAUUCACGCUUAAGACUGAAGAAGAUUGGGCAAUGAAAUGGGGAAUUUUUGCAUUUAAAAAAAAAAAAAAGUUGAGUAAUUUAAUAUUUAUCACUUAAAAUGUAUAACAAAUACUAGUUUCAAAAUUAGAAAAAAGUCACGUUUGUGUAAGACACAUAAUUGUUAAUUUGUCUUCAUUUCAGUAUAGCACUUUCACACUGCCGUUGACCGCUUCACUAGUGACUGCAUUUCUUUCAUAAAUGCAAGCAAAAGCAUUUGUGAUCAUGUUUUUGUUCAUGUUGAACAAGCGCCCUACUCCCUGCUGCUUUUAAACUGAUUUUCUUUUUAAUGUUGCCGCAUAGUUUAAAUUCUAAAUGACAAUGAUGUAUUCAGAUUUAAGUGUUUAUUGUGUAUUGUCAUGUUUGCAAU
This is a messenger RNA of Pelmatolapia mariae (spotted tilapia), 6745 nucleotides long. RefSeq names its product codanin 1 (gene cdan1). Bases 1974 to 5957 code for a protein of 1327 amino acids. Gene Ontology annotation, cellular component: nucleus. The record is from RefSeq and is a predicted model, not a curated record. Lineage: Eukaryota; Metazoa; Chordata; Actinopteri; Cichliformes; Cichlidae. Gene Ontology annotation, biological process: chromatin organization. The transcript has 28 exons.